Nicotiana tabacum (common tobacco) is the source of this 1287-nucleotide messenger RNA. Lineage: Eukaryota; Viridiplantae; Streptophyta; Magnoliopsida; Solanales; Solanaceae. The record is from RefSeq and is a predicted model, not a curated record.
UUCCAUCUUUUGGAGAUUUAGUCACUAUCUCCCAUUCAUCUUCCUCUAUAACUCCAGCUUCACCGCCUACAGCUCCAGUUGCAGCUCCACCACCUAUAGCUCCAGUUUCGCCACCUAGUCCAGUUCAACAUUCUACAGUUCCACCACUCCUGACUUAUCAUCGUCAUCCGCGCCCAGCAUCAGGCCCAACUGAUUCACGUCCUGCACCUGACCCUGCUAAUACUGCGGACCUUUCUCCUCUUAGUCAACCGAUUGCACUACGGAAAGAAGCAGAAUAUCGAGCAAUGGCUGUGGCAACAUGGGAGCUAGUUUGGAUCAAACAUUUGCUUAAUGAGUUGAAAUUUGGUGAGAUCAGCAAGAUGAAACUUGUUUGUGAUAAUCAAGCUACCCUUCAUAUUGCAUCAAAUCCGGUACUGGGAGGCUUUGAUGCAUCAAAUUAUGUAACUGAGAGGCAAUGGGCUACUGCUUCAGAUGGCAUACAGAUACCUAUAUCAAUAAUCUAUCGAAAAGAUCUUGUAAAGCUUGAUGGCUCAGAUCCAUUGCUUCUUUAUGGUUAUGGAUCCUACGAGAUAUGUAUUGAUCCCACUUUCAAGGCGUCACGGUUGUCUUUGUUAGACAGGGGUUUCAUUUAUGCUAUUGCUCACAUUCGUGGAGGUGGUGAAAUGGGGAGGCAAUGGUAUGAAAAUGGGAAACUGUUAAAAAAGAAAAAUACCUUCACAGAUUUCAUUGCGUGUGCGGAGUAUUUAAUAGACAAGAAGUACUGUUCCAAGGAAAAACUUUGUAUCAAUGGAAGAAGUGCAGGUGGAUUGCUGAUCGGUGCUGUUGUUAAUAUGCGGCCUGAUUUGUUUAAAGCCGCUGUUGCUGGGGUUCCUUUUGUAGAUGUUGUAACUACAAUGCUUGAUCCAACUAUUCCAUUAACAACUUCAGAGUGGGAGGAAUGGGGUGAUCCACGUAAGGAAGAAUUCUAUUCCUAUAUAAAGUCAUAUUCCCCUGUUGAUAAUGUCAAAGCACAGAACUAUCCGGACAUUCUCGUUACAGCUGGUUUGAAUGAUCCACGUGUUAUGUACUCUGAGCCAGCCAAGUUUGUAGCCAAGUUGAGAGAUAUGAAGACGGAUGAUAAUUUACUCUUGCUCAAAUGUGAAAUGGGUGCAGGACAUUUUUCAAAAUCUGGAAGAUUUGAGAAGCUCCAGGAGGAUGCCUUUACGUACACUUUCAUACUCAAUGCUUUGACUGAUCAGCAAUGAUGAAUCGUGUGGUUGAUAUCCUCCUAUUUUUUAAACAAUUCUU